AUGCAGACCAAAUUCGCCGCCCUUCUCGCCCUCGCGGCCGCCGCCCGCGCCCAGCAGGUCUGCACCUCCCAAGCUGAGACCCACCCGUCCCUCACCUGGCAAAAGUGCGCCGCCGGAGGCACCUGCACCAACGUCGCCGGCUCCGUCGUCCUCGACUCUAACUGGCGAUGGGCGCACACUGUUGAGGGCUCUACGAACUGCUACACGGGCAACACGUGGAACAGCACUCUCUGCGCUAGCGGACAGGGCGCCGCCUGUGCGACAAAGUGCUGUGUUGACGGCGCGGACUACCCGGGCACCUACGGCAUCACCAGCAGCGGCAACGAGCUUAACCUCAAGUUCGUAACUACCCACGCCUAUGGAAAGAACAUUGGUAGCCGUAGCUUCGUAUUGCUCGGCAACGAGUUCACCUUUGACGUCGAUGUCUCUAACAUUGGCUGCGGCUUGAACGGAGCUCUGUACUUCGUCUCCAUGGACCUCGACGGUGGUCUGUCCAAGUUCUCUACCAACAAGGCUGGUGCCAAGUACGGUACCGGAUACUGCGACUCGCAGUGCCCCCGCGACGUCAAGUUCAUCAACGGUGUUGCCAACGUCGACGGCUGGAACCCCUCCAGCAACGACGCCAACGGUGGUGUCGGUAACCUCGGUGCCUGCUGCGCUGAGAUGGAUAUCUGGGAGGCCAAUAAGAUCUCCACGGCCUACACCCCUCACCCCUGCCAAAACAGCGCCUACCACUCCUGCACAGGCAACGCCUGCGGCGGAACCUACUCCACCGACCGCUACGCCGGCGACUGCGACCCCGACGGAUGCGACUUCAACUCCUACCGCCAGGGCAACAAGCUCUUCUACGGCCCCGGGUCCGGCUUCACCCUCGACACCACCCAGAAGCUCUCCAUCGUCACCCAGUUCAUCAAGGGCUCCGACGGCGUCCUCUCCGAGAUCAAGCGCUUCUACGUCCAGAACGGCAACAAGCUCGCCUUCAACGACACCGACGUCUUCAAGGCAAAGGGCGGCUUCGCCAAGAUGUCCGAGGCCGUCGCCGCGCCCAUGCCCGGCGCCGAGCGCGGCUCGUGCCCGACUACCUCCGGCGUCCCCGCCGACAUCGAGGCCAGCGUCCCCAACUCCAACGUCAAGUUCUCCAACAUCAAGUUCGGCCCCAUCAACUCCACCUUCGCCUCGGGCUCCGUCGUCGUUCCCCCCGGAACCGGUACGACCACCACCUCUGCGCGCCCCAGCACCAUCACGACUUCCGUCCGUACGUCGUCUACCGCGCCCGCUACCGGCACCGUCGCCAAGUACGGACAGUGUGGCGGCCAGGGGUGGACUGGUGCUACUGCUUGCGUUUCUGGCAGCACUUGCACCGUCGUCAACCAGUGGUACAGCCAAUGUCUCUAG
Colletotrichum scovillei is the source of this 1395-nucleotide messenger RNA. RefSeq names its product glycosyl hydrolase family 7. The record is from RefSeq and is a predicted model, not a curated record. The transcript is spliced from 6 exons. Gene Ontology annotation, cellular component: extracellular region. Bases 1 to 1395 code for a protein of 464 amino acids. NCBI's taxonomy places the organism in Eukaryota, Fungi, Ascomycota, Sordariomycetes, Glomerellales, Glomerellaceae. Gene Ontology annotation, biological process: carbohydrate metabolic process. Gene Ontology annotation, molecular function: cellulose binding; hydrolase activity, hydrolyzing O-glycosyl compounds.